Molecule: messenger RNA, 1452 nt
Organism: Seminavis robusta
Lineage: Eukaryota; Bacillariophyta; Bacillariophyceae; Naviculales; Naviculaceae
Source: the annotation of a GenBank genome assembly
AUGACGAAUGCUACAACUGAUGCUGCUUCUGAUGAUAAGACUAUAGUAUGUAGCAGUACUACCACACUAUCACCAACACCACCACGCAAAUUGCGUGCCUUGGUGAUUAGCAUGCCAGGUUCCGACCGGCAAUCGCACAUUGAAGCCAUGUUUGCCGACCUUUACGAAUUCUUUGAGCCUCCCGUCUUUAGCGAAGGAGUUCCUCAACGACGUCUCCGCAAUCGACUCGAGUGCUUGCGAUACUGUCACAUGGCUGGACUGGUACCGGAUCGAGAGUGGCACGCCAUUCAAGAGGGAUUGAAAGACCCCGAUUUGGAACGACAAGAUCCCACUCGAUUUCUCAACAAGUGUCUUGAAAAUGUACCUCUCAACAUCGAUCAAGACCAACGACGAGGCAGCAAGACCGACCUGAAGGUACACUACUCCAUUGAAUUAUGGCGCAAGGCAAAAACCAUCAAUCGAGGAAGAGCCGUAUUGGCAUGUACACUGGCACAUCUUAUUGCGCUUAAAAAGUGGUACUCUAGUAAUGACAAUAAUGACGACCAAUUCGACAUGAUUUUAGAAGACAAUGUCCGAACCACCCUUUCCGAUUCGGCCCUUCGAAUUUGGCACGCCCGAUUGGCUGCAGAGGAAUACAACAACAACAACCAGCAGCAGCAGCAGCAACAAAAGUGUCACAUGAGAUUCCUGGGAUGGCUGGGAUCCAUUCCCAAUUUGCAAUGGAUUCUGCAACGCCAUGUCAAAGCACGAGCAUUCCAAAGAGACGACAAUACGUAUGCUAGCCAAUACACCAUUGUGCCGUUUCCAACGACCAAGGAAAUCAUGGAUGACUUGGAGCUGCAUGGAUGGGACCAGCCAAAUAAUGCAGUGACUGAUGACACUCCUUCCAACAACAAGACGCCAACUAGUCCUGCAUCCGAACGAGACGACAACGACGACACUGCCAAUGACUCCAAAAUGGCAAGUGGUGCCAAAGCUCACACCCAACCUGGAGGAACACCUGUCUGGGGAAGUUAUGCCUACUGGAUGUCGCGAGAGGGAUAUCAUGCCCUCUUGCAUCGAUUGCAAAAUGAUGUCGGGGCGCUCUUGUGGAAGGGGAAACGGGGUCGCUUUUAUCAUGUCAAACCGGCCGACAAGGUAUUGCCACGAGUACUCAUGGAACAUUUUGGAAAUGGAGCCGUCCAACUCACCACCAUGCCGGCAUUCUUUCGAGCACCCAUGCUCACCAGCAAAAUUCAUACCCAAUUUGACCCCGAAUUUUGCAAAUCGACCGAAUAUCAACUCCAGCAAUGUGGCAAUCUCGAUUGGAAAGAUCUGUGGUUGACGGACGAGGAACGACAAAUUGUACAGCAUCGGCAGGAAACGGGGGAAUGGAUUACUUUGGGGGCGCUCCAUGAUGAACAUGCGCAAACAACAACAAACCAAUCCACAACCAGCAAACGGGAAGAAUAA